This is a messenger RNA of Oryza brachyantha (malo sina), 1098 nucleotides long. Its product is annotated as inorganic pyrophosphatase 1. Lineage: Eukaryota; Viridiplantae; Streptophyta; Magnoliopsida; Poales; Poaceae. Bases 85 to 903 code for a protein of 272 amino acids. The record is from RefSeq and is a predicted model, not a curated record. The transcript has a single exon. Gene Ontology annotation, molecular function: phosphatase activity.
UCCAAGCAGAAACAAAGAAAGAUCGAAAGAAAGAAACCACACCACUCUCGGCGCUCUCUCGCCUCGAUCGAGCAACUUGUCGAGAUGGCCGGGAUCGUCGUGGUGUUCGACUUCGACAAGACGAUCAUCGACGUCGACAGCGACAACUGGGUGGUGGACGGGCUCGGCGCCACGGAGGAGUUCGAGCGGCUGCUGCCCACCAUGCCGUGGAACACCCUCAUGGACACCAUGAUGGGGGAGCUGCACGCGCGCGGGAAGACGGCGGGCGACGUCGCGGCGGUGCUCAGGGCGGCGCCGCUCGACCCGUGCGUCGUCGACGCCAUCAAGGCCUGCUACGGCCUCGGCUGCGACCUCAGGAUCCUCAGCGACGCCAACCGCUUCUUCAUCGAGACCAUCCUCGACCACCACGGCCUCGGCGGCUACUUCUCCGAGAUCAACACCAACCCGGGCGCCGUCGACGGCGACGGCCGCCUCCGCAUCGCGCCGUACCACGACUUCCACGCCGCCCCGCACGGGUGCGGCCUCGGCAUCUGCCCGCCCAACAUGUGCAAGGGCCAGGUGCUCGACCGCAUCCGCGCCUCCGCCGGCGCCGACAAGAGGGUCAUCUACCUCGGCGACGGCCGCGGCGACUACUGCCCGUCGCUGCGCCUCGGCCGGGGCGACUUCAUGAUGCCGCGCAAGGGGUUCCCCGUGUGGGACCUCAUCUGCGAGGACCCGUCGCUGCUCCAGGCGGAGGUGCACCCGUGGACCGACGGCCAGGAGAUGGAGGAGACGCUGCUGCGGCUGGUCGGCAGGGUGCUGCUCGAGGCGAGAAACCUGCCGGCGCUCGACUGCAAGCUCGAGUCCUUGCCGGCCGUCGCCGUGCAGGAUGGCAUGCCCAUGCCGCUCCGGAUCAAGAACUGACCAAUGGUGGCGACGAACGCAUCAUUUCGAGCGCGAACUGCUAGAUCGAACAAUGUGUGUGCGAGGCUUGUAAUACGACUAAAUUAACUAUUGACUGAUUUUUGCGCAUCGUGUGAUUGAGCCUGCGAUUAAUUAGUAAAGGCUCAUUGUAUCUUAUCCGAUCAAUCCAAGAAAAAUCAUUCCUGAAUUACUGAA